Xyrauchen texanus (razorback sucker) is the source of this 5017-nucleotide messenger RNA. RefSeq names its product heart development protein with EGF-like domains 1 (gene heg1). Bases 140 to 3268 code for a protein of 1042 amino acids. Gene Ontology annotation, molecular function: calcium ion binding. Gene Ontology annotation, biological process: heart development. The transcript is spliced from 13 exons. The record is from RefSeq and is a predicted model, not a curated record. Lineage: Eukaryota; Metazoa; Chordata; Actinopteri; Cypriniformes; Catostomidae.
CGUUCUAACCCUUCAACUCCAACUUUAAAACCCUCAUAAGGAAGUUAAAUAUGGGAAACCAUUAAAGGAACUCACUUUCCGAUGGUGACCCGGACCCCUUUGUCGUUUUAUUUUUUAAGUCCGCCUGGUCGACUUUAUAAUGGAAACGUGUGGCAUGAGACGCGCGCACUGUGUGGUUUUCGCGGUUUUGCUGUUUGCACUAAAUACUGUGAUUGCUGAAACUUUCUCUCCACGUACGGACUCCGAUAGACCGUUGAGUAGCAAAGCAUUUUCUGAGGGAACAACAGGUUUAAAACACACGACAUCUUGGCUGGGGAGAGGGGCCACUGCCACAGCUUUGGAUCAAGCGACCGGACAGGGCGACAUCACGGACAUUCCCGCCAGUGUGUCGAUUACUGAAGCGCAAACUGGACAGUCAGGAAAAACCUCACGCUUCUCAGCAAAUACUGCAGACUGGACAACUCAAAAAAACUUGGAUGACUCCACUAUACUGCUGAGAUCCAACAAAGAGCUUACUCAAAAUAGCACAGCCCAAUGGGAGGGUCUAUCAAUAGUAUCCCACAGCAUCAGUUCUUACCCAACCCUCUCAGACAAACAACAGCCUGGGACAGAUGAGUCCACUGAACAGCUGCAAUCCAAUAAAGAAUUUACACAUAAUGCCACUUUCCAAUGGGAGGAUCCAUCAGUUGUGUCCCAUGGCACUAGUUCUUACCAGGCCCUUUCAGAUAAACGCCAGCCUGCGACUGAGUCCCGGACAGGGCAAGACAUUCCUGUAACGGACCUAAGAGAACAUUAUGUGGACACAGUCAGCAAUGAUUUGGUCUCUCACACUGAUAGCACCUACAUCUCUAAAACCAGCCGAGUUGGAGAACGCAUCCUGCUCUCUGUGUCCUCGAACAGCACCUCUCCAUACAUCGAGAUCUCCAACUCAUCAGAGGUUGUGUCACAAACUUUUAGCUGGAAAGAGAGGGUAUCAGAGGUCACCCAGGGCAGGGAGCAAACAGAAACUGUAGAAGGUGUAUCUACAGCAUCUGAGCAGACUGAGCCAACAUCUGAAGAUCAUAAUCCCACUAAUGCAACUCAGGGCCAGUCUUUAGAGACUGAAAGGUCACUGGUGUCUCAAGACACGGAGUCCCAGACGGGACAGCCUAGUGUUACAGAACAGAACAUUGAGCACUCAAAUUCAACACCCUCUCUCACAGUGAUUAACACUGGGGAGACUGUCACAUCGGUGAAUGGUGGGACACCUUACACCGAAAGCGAUGACUCUGUGUCCUCUAUUGCUCCUUUCACCCUUGGUGAACACAAUGCCUCUAGCACAUCCCUGCAGAAUGGUGAGACCACAGUGACUGAUUCUAUGGGCACUGGAGCUUCCACAAAGUUCUCUACCGGAACGGUCUCCUCCAAUGGCCAUGAGGAACCCAAAGAAACUCCAACUCAUACGAUGGACGAGACAACCGUUCAGGGUCUGACCACUGCACCUCCAGUGCUUGAGGAUGUAUCCACCACAAUUGAUGACUCAUACUCCAGGUUUAUUGCUGGAGAGUCCUCCCUUUCCCCCAAAGCCUAUGAUCCGACCUACACAGAAGUGCUGCCAACACCUGCCGGGCCAGUAACUCAGAGGCCACAGCUUACAGAGGAAGCAACUGAUGUGCCAUCUACCGUUUACAGUUCUACCAACACCAUGACUACCACAACUGCUCCCCUCACCACCCGUCUGAUCCAGCCCAGCACCACCCCACAAACCCAAACAGAGCAGACUACUCUUGUUACCACCGGUAUCGUGCAGGUGCUCCAGACAACAACCUCCACAGCCCAGCGGUUACCUACCUCACCUACUGGAGGACCACAGGCACCCAUUACAUCUAAUUCUGCUGACGUCACAACCUUGCAUUUAGAAACCAGCACGGCCACGCCAGGGAACACUACUGCACAUGGCAGACAUGUAACAACGCCCUACAGCAAGAGCACCCCAGCCAGCAGCACUGUGGUAAUAACCACCAGGAAUCACAGAGACAGUACCACAGAAAUGGGAAUGAUGACCACACAGAUGCCUUCAAAGUCAACCCCAUCACCAGAUCAUGUAUGUGGGCCUAAUACCUGUGCCAAUGGAGGCCACUGUGAAAGAACAGUAGAGGGAAAAUACAGCUGCCAGUGUCUGUCUUCAUGGACAGGCCCCUCUUGCACUGAAGAUGUGGAUGAGUGUAUGAAUAAUCCGUGCCCACAGGGUUCAGUGUGUGUCAACACGGGUGGCUCUUUCAGCUGUGAAUGUUCCUUGGGCUUUGACCUAGAGGAUGGCCGCAGCUGUGUGCAAGUGAAGACAUAUUUGGGCACCUUCAUUGUGAACAACUCUAUGCACCUCAAGAGUUCAGGUCUGCAUGAGCUCCACAAAGAGAUCCUACAGCUGCUCAAUGCCUCUCUAUCAAUUUUUCACGGUUACAGACGCUCAACUAUGGGUAAAAGAGAUGGAGAUGGUGUUCGGAUUUCAGUGGUGAACAUGUUUUCACUCUCUGCCAAUGUUACCAGCACUGAUGUCAAUAACAGCAUCCAGAUGUCCCUGAGCAACUGCAGUCGGACGUACUCGCACUGCACCAUUAAGCUUCAGCACCAGCUCUCCUAUCACGUGGAGAGCCUGUGCUUGGCCCAGAAGACCAAGUGUGAUUUACAGUACUCUGUGUGCGUGGAUGCUAGCGGGACCCCAUACUGCCAGUGCCACCCAGGGUACAUUAAAAAGAACCCAGGGGACAUGACCUGCAGAGACUGUGGAGAUGGACUCAAGCUUGUUAAUGGCAACUGUGUUGAGUGCAUGUUUGGAUUUGGAGGUUUCAACUGCAACAAUUUAAUCUGUUUACAUGCAGUCUAUAAGCUGAUAGCUGUGGUGGUCUCUCCAGCUGGGGGAGCUCUGCUGUUGAUUGUCAUCAUUGCUCUUAUAGUCACCUGCUGCAAAAAGGACAAAAAUGACAUCAACAAAAUCAUCUUCAAAAGCGGAGACCUUCAGAUGUCACCCUACGCAGAGUUUCCGAAGAGUAACCGUGUGUCCAUGGAGUGGGGCAGAGAGACCAUAGAGAUGCAGGAGAAUGGCAGCACCAAAAAUCUCCUGCAAAUGACAGACAUCUAUUACUCACCUGCAUUGAGGAACUCCGACCUGGAGCGCAAUGGGCUGUAUCCCUUCUCCGGCCUCCCCGGUUCAAGGCAUUCCUGUAUCUACCCAGCUCAGUGGAACCCUUCUUUCACAAGUGAUGAUUCACGGCGAAGGGACUACUUCUGAUGGCCUUAUCCAGCAGGCCUGAAAUAAGCUCUCUCUGCGUGGUUUGACCCAAGAUGGAUACUGACCACUAAAGGCAUCUGAUUGUGAAAAUGAACUGGCAGAAGACAAUUAUCUGUAGAACUGGAAGAAAGCCACAGAGCUCUGUCGGGUCAGUUUAGCAUUUUCUAGGCCAUGCCUCAAUGAAACUUCAGAGUUGAGGAGGACAACAUGAAAUGGUGAGAUUUCAUUGAUCUGUGUUCUUAUAGCUCCCAGCUGAGCGAUUAUUCUUCGGUGAAAGUCUGUUAAUUUAGUCUAGAUUGAUGGAGAAUAACAGAAAAUGCCUGAUCUACAGUAUAACUUUUUACAUUAUAAAAGUUAGCACUAUAAACUCCUCACACAGAUCUUAUCUCAAACAGCAUAAGCCAUAAAUGUAUCAUAUUUAUAGUUUGGAUACUGUGUUACAUUUUCGAGUGUGUAAAGCAGGGCCGGCCCUGGCCAAUUUGCUGCCCUAGGCAAGAUUUCACCUGGUGCCCCUGGAAUCACAGACAAUUCCACCACUGAUCAUUGUGUUCAUACACUCACACAGAAACAAACUGCGCAGCUUUGUCUUGUUUUUCUUUAUUUUGAAAAUAUUUUGGAAACAAACACACACACACACACACACACACACACACACACACACACACACACACACACAACUAAAUUAUAAAUAUAAUAUAAAUACAUUUAUAUUAUAAGAUUAUUGCGGAAAAAAAAAUACAGAAACAAAAAGAUACACAAAAAAAUAAAUAACUAUACACAAACUGCAAUGCAAAAUGUAGCAAACGUUCUACAGCCUUACUCUCCUUGCCUUUCUAGCAGCAAAGUCAUCUAUGAUAUCAUCAUAAUACAGCUGUUGGGAGACCACAUGAUUUAUGCUAAUGACUGAAAGUCCACUGAGACGUUCUUGAGCCAUUGUAGAUCUCAGGUAGUUUUUAAUCAGUUUGAGCUUAGAGAAGCUCCUUUCAGCAGCAGCGACGGUAACAGGUAGAGUGGCAGAGAUUCUCAGAGCGACCCACAUAUUGGGGUAAAUUUCCGUCAGCUUCUUCUUGUGCAGGAAAGUCAGGAGCUCAAUGUUUGUCAUGUUUUUUGAUGGCAGAUUUGGAAAGUUUACAUUUCCAAUACAAGUUCCCUGCCAUCAAUAUCUGGCUGUCCAUCAUGUCUUAAAGCUGUGCUCAGGGUCUGACAGUGCUCUACCAACUCUUCUUUGGACAUGUUGGUAAAGUUGAGGAGCACUCCAAAUUUAACAACAAUAAUAUCUUAAUAAAAACCUAAAGUAAUAUUGACAAACUAUAUAUCAUUUGAAACCUCAUGUUUGUUUUCAUGCCAAGAGUUCAAAAGAUAACACCAAUUCAAUUUUAUGAGGAAAAAAAGGUCUGAAAAUGUUUUAAAUAUAAAGAAAGAUAUUAUGGAUUCUCGAUUUGUGAUGUGGUUAUGAGCUAUAACGCACAUAUGUGCUCUUUUAUGCAUUUAUUAGAGGUUGAAUUCAAAUCAAAUACUAAAUACUACAAUUAAACACACAAACAGCAAGAAUAAUUACAUCUGGUAUUCAUGCACAAAACUGUAUUGAGCACUUCUCUAGCAUACAUACAGUAGUUACAUUUUCAAAAAAUUAAUUUUGAAAGUGUUUGUUUUCCAGUAACAGUUAGAUGGUAGCAAUGUCCUACUAACUACACAUUACUAAUUUAGCCAAUUCAAUUAAAAAUACCUUAAAAUAGUGCACAAGUUCAA